UUUAUUUAUUUUACAUUGUGCUAAGCUCAUGUGUGUGUGCCGUAUUUAAUGGAUCACUAACUUGGAGCUGAGAAAGUAUCAGUGCAAGUCACAUGCUGAUUUCUUUAAAUGCUUCUUUUUGUUCAUGUUAAGCCAUUUAUUUCAACCCUCUUCUUUUAUUUUUAGUGGAUUUGCAUUACUUUGUUAUUCACUCAAGAGAAAAAGAGGACGAGCACAAAUCUUCAUAUUCCAGCUGCAAACUCUGCUCUUCAAGGUACCUAAAAUUAUCCUGCAGUUGUCACUAAAAUCUCAUUAAGGAGCCACAUUUAACUAUGAACAACUUAAAGUUAGGUGUAGAUGUGGUUAGUGCUCACAAUCUACUACCUAAAGAUGGCGAAGGUUCUUCUAAUUCCUUUGUUGAACUUUACUUUGAUGGCCAAAAGUACCGCACAACCAUCAAAGAAAGGGAUCUUAAUCCUGUUUGGAAUGAGAGUUUCUACUUCAAUAUAUCAGAUCCUUCCAACCUUCACUAUCUCCCUCUUGAUGUUUAUGUCCAUUGUCAUUCCAAAGCUACUAACUCAACUUCAUUUCUUGGCAAAGUUAGUCUCACUGGUACUUCUUUUGUCCCUCAUUCUGAUGCUGUUGUAUUGCAUUUUCCAUUGGAAAAGCGCGGCAUUUUCUCGCGUGUUAGAGGAGAGAUUGGCCUUAAAGUUUACAUCACUAAUGAUCAUACCAUAAAGUCCUCAAUUCCAACUACUAAUGUUGAUUCAAUGCAUACAAAUAAUAAUCUUAGCUCAACACAUGGUGAAGUUCAUGGAACUACAAAUGCAAUGAUGAAUGGUUUGUCUAGUGACAAGGUUGAGUCGUCGAGACAUACAUUUCAUCACCUCCCAAACACGAACAAUCAUCGGCAUCAACAUCAACAACAUUCUACUGGCUAUGCAGAUACUCACUAUGUAACAAAGUAUGAAGCUGAUGAAAUGAAGUCUGAUCAACCACAGCCUAUGAAACUAGUACAUUUGCACUCUGCUACAUCAAUGCAACCAAUCGAUUUUGCACUUAAAGAAACUAGUCCAUUUCUUGGUGGUGGAAGAGUUGUUGGAGGACGCGUUGUUCAUAAAGACAAGUCUUCAAGUACUUAUGAUCUUGUGGAAAGGAUGUAUUUUUUGUAUGUUAGAGUCGUUAAGGCUCGCGAGCUUCCUUCAAUGGAUGUUACAGGAAGUCUUGAUCCAUUUGUUGAGGUGAGAAUUGGAAAUUAUAGAGGCAUUACAAAACACUUUGAUAAGAAUCAGAAUCCUGAGUGGCAUCAAGUGUUUGCAUUUUCAAAGGAGAGGAUGCAAGCAUCUGUACUAGAAGUUGUGAUCAAGGACAAAGAUCUUAUCAAAGAUGAUUUUGUUGGGAUUGUGAGGUUUGACAUCAAUGAGGUUCCUUUAAGAGUUCCACCAGAUAGUCCUUUGGCACCUGAAUGGUACCGUCUUGAAGAUAAAAAAGGGGAGAAAGUUAAAGGUGAGUUGAUGUUAGCUGUUUGGAUUGGCACUCAAGCUGAUGAAGCUUUUUCUGAUGCUUGGCAUUCAGAUGCAGCUUCACCUGUUGAUAGCACACCUGCUACUACCACAGCCAUACGUUCAAAGGUUUAUCAUGCUCCAAGGUUGUGGUAUGUUCGUGUCAAUGUGGUAGAGGCUCAAGAUUUGAUUCCAACGGAGAAAAAUCGGUUCCCAGAUGCUUAUGUUAAGGUGCAGAUAGGUAACCAAGUGCUGAAAACAAAGACAGUGCCUGCUAGGACUCUAAAUCCACAAUGGAAUGAAGAUCUUUUGUUUGUUGCUGCUGAGCCUUUUGAAGAUCAUAUAAUACUUUCGGUUGAAGAUCGAGUUGGUCCUGGAAAAGAUGAGAUCAUUGGGAGGGUGAUCAUACCUUUAAACGCGGUGGAGAGGCGAGCUGAUGAUAGGAUCAUUCAUUCUAGAUGGUUCAACUUGGAAAAGCCUGUUGUUGUGGAUGUUGAUCAGCUGAAGAGAGAAAAAUUUGCUAGCAGAAUUCAGCUAAGGUUAUGUCUUGACGGAGGUUAUCAUGUUUUUGAUGAAUCAACUCAUUAUAGCAGUGAUCUUCGCCCCACGGCGAAACAGCUAUGGAAGCCAGCUAUUGGUAUUUUAGAACUUGGAGUGUUGAAUGCCAUAGGGCUCCAUCCAAUGAAAACAAGGGAUGGUAGAGGCACUUCUGAUACAUAUUGUGUGGCAAAAUAUGGUCACAAAUGGGUCAGAACAAGGACUCUUGUUGAUAACUUGUCUCCAAAGUACAAUGAGCAAUACACUUGGGAGGUUUUUGAUCCUUCCACAGUACUCACAGUUGGUGUUUUUGACAAUUCUCAAAUCAGUGGUGAAAAGGGUCACAACAAUAACAGUUCAAAAGACUUGAAAAUUGGGAAGGUGAGAAUUCGCAUAUCGACUCUCGAAACAGGAAGGAUUUACACUCAUUCAUAUCCUUUGCUUGUUCUUCAUCCUACUGGUGUUAAGAAAAUGGGUGAACUUCACUUGGCAAUAAGAUUCUCAUGCACUUCUUUCUCAAACAUGCUUUACCUAUACUCAAGACCACUUCUGCCAAAAAUGCACUAUGUUAGGCCUUUUGCUGUCAUGCAACUCGAUAUGCUCCGUCACCAAGCAGUUAACAUAGUCGCAGCACGGCUCGGCCGAGCCGAGCCCCCCCUCCGUAAAGAAGUGGUGGAAUACAUGUCAGAUGUGGACUCACACUUAUGGAGCAUGCGUCGUAGCAAGGCGAAUUUCUUUCGCCUUAUGACAGUUUUUUCGGGUGUUUUUGCAGUUGGAAAAUGGUUAGGUGAUAUAUGCAUGUGGAUAAAUCCUAUUACAACAGUUCUUGUUCAUGUAUUGUUUCUUAUGUUAGUUUGUUUUCCUGAGUUGAUUAUGCCAACACUUUUUCUCUACCUGUUCUUGAUUGGUGUGUGGAACUUUCGGUACCGACCAAGGUACCCUCCUCACAUGAACACAAGAAUCUCACAAGCUGAUGCAGUACACCCUGAUGAAAUGGAUGAAGAGUUUGAUACUUUUCCAACAAGUAAAAACCAUGAUCUUGUUAGAUUAAGGUAUGAUCGUUUGAGGAGUGUGGCUGGAAGAAUACAAAGUGUUGUUGGUGAUUUGGCUAGUCAAGGUGAAAGGAUUCAUGCACUUUUGAGCUGGAGAGAUCCAAGAGCUACUGCUAUAUUCAUUACUUUCUGUUUGUUAUCUGCUUUGGUUUUGUAUGUUACUCCUUUUCAAGUUGUAGCUGGUUUAGCAGGAUUCUAUUUCAUGAGACAUCCGAGGUUUCGGUGCAGGCUUCCGUCCGCACCGAUCAAUUUCUUCCGCCGUCUGCCUGCAAGAACUGAUAGUAUGUUGUAGAAUUCUGGAAAUAGAUUCUCUGCUUUUACAGAUCUCUCGACAAUGGUCGAGAUCUUUUAAAAUUGAUUUACUGCUGGUGUAAUCUUAAAUCAACGAUAGAGAUUGAUUAUUGCAUGUAACUACAUGCAGGGAAUGUGGAUCCUUGAAUUCUUUCUUCUUGGCUUCAAUUCUCCCUUUUGCUAUAUUGUAGUAUAGUACUAUAGUGUAGGUCAUGUUUCAAUUUCAAACCAGCUUUUCUUUGUAUCAGGCAUUUACUUUGUUUGUAUUAUGUAAUAAUAUAAUAAUAAGUUGGAUGUAGUAUUAUUUUCUAGCAUUCUAAUUUGUAUGUGGA
Cicer arietinum (chickpea) is the source of this 3693-nucleotide messenger RNA. Its product is annotated as multiple C2 domain and transmembrane region protein 7. NCBI's taxonomy places the organism in Eukaryota, Viridiplantae, Streptophyta, Magnoliopsida, Fabales, Fabaceae. The record is from RefSeq and is a predicted model, not a curated record.